GUUGUAUACUGCCUUUCUCUUAACUCAGGCUCUCGCGUGGCAACGAAUAAGAAACAGAUUCCCUGUUGAUGAAACCACGAAUGGAAGUACAACCCGGAAAAGUUCAUCGGACAGACCAGCUCACCAGGCGAUUAAACUGCAUCCCAUAUUUAACUGAAUCGGACGCUAAGAUGCAAUCUGUGGUGGUCAAUUUUCAUUGAUAUGAUAUGACGUUAGAGUAUUAUUCUACCCAGUAAACUGCAUUCAAAGUAUUAAAAUGGAACUAAAUACAACACUGGAGUUUGAAAUAACAUCAUGGACCCCUUCUCAGGAGGACAACGACUGGGCACAAAUAGACGCUUUAGCAUUUAACAUAGAAACCUAUUAUUUGUGGGCCAUCUUUGCCUUGGGAUUUCCAGGAAACUGUUUCACCAUCAUCACAAUCAUCAAGAUGUCCCCUCAGAGGUCCCUCGCUGUCUACAUCGCCCUCCUCGCCAUCGUCGACAACCUUGCCAUCGUUAACAAGCUUCUGAUGUUUGUCCUCACAGACAACGGAGUCCAGAUUGGAAUAUGUGGCUGCAAGUUUCUGGGAUUCUUCGGGAACUUCCUCAUCACGUACGGCAACUGGCUUCUUGUUGGACUCUCCGUGGAGAGAUUUGCUGCAGUGUGGUUCCCUUUCCAGAUAGGCAAGAUCUGGACCUUCAAGAAAUCCUUGACAGUCGUGAUGUCGAUAACCUUGCCCCUCAUUGGGCUCUUUCUUCAUCUCUUCUGGACGAUGGAUUAUCAUUAUUAUGCUUCCACCAAGAGUGUUUUCUGUAACAUCAACGGGAAAUACAUCUACUUCAUGGUUCAUGUGUGGUACUGGAUUAACGUCCUUGUGUAUGCCGUAAUCCCGUGUGUCCUUCUUCUCAUCUUCAACCUGCUCAUCAUUGCAGGAAUUGUAAAAUCUACCAAGACUCGCAAAUACCUGAAUAGAAGCGACUCGAAAACUGACAGUGCCCAAGCGGAUCGACACCGUCAAAUCACUAUCAUGCUCGUGACAUCAGCGAUUGCCCUUGUGGUUCUUACUACACCGAGAUGUGUGUUGCUGAUAAUGUCCCCCUACUUGAACCCUUCUAACAAGUCUAUGGAGGGAGCGGUUCUUUAUCUCAUUGACACAAUCGCCUAUGUCUUGUGUGAUUCCACUCAUGCUAUCAACUUCUAUUUGUAUUCCAUGAGUGCUAGAAAAUUCAGAUGUCUGUUCCUUGAACUUUGUUGCAAACGUAAAUCUGAAGUUGUAAGCUCUGAGUACAUCAGUAUGGGUAGUCGUCCGUCAACACAGUGGCAGGCAUAGAACUACUUUUUAAAUGCGAAAAGUGAAUGAGUGAGACUUAGCGUGGAUGGGCGGUUUGGACUGAUGGAGUGUUUGAGAACUUACAGGUAGAUGAGAUAUUGAGUGAGUGAGCCUGUCUGUUAAGCGGGACUUUCAACCAAAA
Molecule: messenger RNA, 1454 nt
Organism: Haliotis rubra (blacklip abalone)
Lineage: Eukaryota; Metazoa; Mollusca; Gastropoda; Lepetellida; Haliotidae
Product: probable G-protein coupled receptor 139
Exons: 2
Coding region: 257-1312 (351 amino acids)
Biological process (GO): G protein-coupled receptor signaling pathway
Cellular component (GO): plasma membrane
Molecular function (GO): G protein-coupled receptor activity
Source: RefSeq, a predicted model, not a curated record